AUGGUGGAUAACACUAGUUUAUUUAGUAUUGGAAGCGGUUCUGUUGCAAAUCCAGACCCUGAAGUUGAAAAUGGACAUAGUGAACAACAGAGAACGCAACUUAGAGUUCACACAAGAGCUAAGCUGAUAAGUGAAGCGAUUGAGAUGUCAAAAACGUCAUCAUAUCGUCGUAACGUAUAUUCGAAGAUUAGUUCAAGCCGUUUGUAUCGUAACGUGGAGAGAGAUGGGAUUCAAGCAGAAGCAAACAGAGCAUUAAUGAGGAAGGAUUGUUUCCAAGCGAAUUAUAACGAUUAUAUUCCUUCUGACUUUGAUAAAGAUGCAAAUGAAAGGGAUAGACUGUUUAAUAUUGCAUUUGACGAUCAUCUUAUCCAUGGAGCUGGACAGGAAAAAACAUUUUCCAUAGGAAAUGUUAGGAUUCCCCUAGACUAUUUAAAUUCGAGUUUGAGCCUAAAUAAUUUUAAUUUAACGAGUAGUUUCGUUAGGUCUAAUAUUACGUUUAAUACAAACCAAUUCAGUAUUAAUACUAGUAAUCAGUCUAUUUCACAAGCUUCAAACUCUAAACUUGAUACAACUAAUAUGAUCGAUCAAUCAAGUAUUGGAAGUAGUAAUAUAGUGGGUCAAUCAAGUAUUGGUAGUAGCAAUAUAAUAGACCAAUCAAGUAUUGGAAGUGGUAAUGUUAUUGAACAGUCUAGUAUUGGAAGUAGUAAUAUGGUAGUUCAACCAAGUAUUGAUUAUGUUGGACCUGAAGAAGGUAGAAUACCCGAAACUCGAGGCAUGGUCAUUAGUAGCAUGGAUUCGUCAAUUCAACAAUCUACAAAAAAUGUGAAGAAUGAAUUGGUGGAACAAACGAGUAUUGGAAGUAGAAGUGAUAAUGUGAUAGUGGAUUUAAUAAGGAAUGGAAUGAGCCCAGGAGAAGUAGCGAAGCUGUCAGAUGUGUUUCAACACCCGAGCUGUUUCAGAAACGUGUCAGGGCUAAUAAUUCCAUGGCUUCAGAAGCAAUUGAAGUCAGGGUACUGGAAUAAUAACUCUUCACUGUUCAUACUUUGCCUGACAAUGGCACUGUCAGUAGGUAGCGUGGAGACGAUAUUUAAGCUAAACUCAACAUGGGGAGGCUUGAUAUUUCUGUUCACAUACUUCAUUGCGUAUCUGUUUAUAGUACAGCCAAUGCUGUGUUUCGAACUUGGAGCAGGCCAGCUGUUUCGAUGUAGCCCAUUUGAGCUUUUCGAUAAGCUAUUUCCAGGAAUGGGAGGAGUAGGAAUUGCAAUGGUAAUUUUAUGCCUAUUAUCAGCAUGCAUAGCGUCAUCACGUACCUCAGCAGAAUACCUGAUCUAUUUCAUUAACGUGUUUAAGAAUAAUAUGAUUUGGGACUUGAGUGUGGGAGAUAUAGAUCAGUGUCUGGCAUUUGGAACAAAUGCACUCCAGUGUAACGCAUUAAAUCCACUGUGUUACAUGGUGGACGGACACUGUAAAGCAAAUAAACUUGGAAAAGCAUAUACAGCAUAUCAAACAUUAUUUGAUAACAUUGAUGUGGAUGUUAAUAAAAUUGAUAUAAGGCUUGUGAUUGGGAUAUCAGUGACCUAUUUGUUCGUGUUCAUGCUACACAUGAUCGGGCUCACAAAUUUUACCUUUUUCGCAUUCAUUCUGGUGCUGGUGAUAUUCUUUCUAUCACACGCGCAGGUGUAUUUUAGCAUGCUAUUGGACGGGUCUACCAGUUUCGUGCUCGACUCAAUUACCAAAAUCGACUACAGCCUGCUGUACAAAAAUUCAAGACUCUGGACACACUCAGUGCGCUGUUGUAUAUACGAAUAUGUAAUCGGGAAUGGAAUUUACUCAACACUAGCAACAAAAUCGAGAAUCGGAUAUGAUUUGUCACUUGAAGCUAUUGGAGUGGGUGGCUUAUCAGGUUAUAUUGCAUCACUGCAGUUUUUCUCAGCGCUAGCAAUUGUAGGGUAUUUCAGUGUAUUCUUAUCCAGAGCACCAACUGACAUCUUGUGGAUGCUGGAACAGGAUACGUCAUUCAUAUUAUUACCGUUGGGGUUUGUUGCAACACAUAAUAUGGAGCGUACACUGCUGGUGUUGCAAUUCUGCUGCUGUUUUAUACUUGUCGCCUUCACCAUAUCGAUCCAAGUCGAGGUGAUUUUAAGCACUCUGACCAGAUUCCUCAAGUGUAAACGUGUUUACAUUAUAGGAACACUGUGCGUAUUAUUAAUAGUGGUUUGUAUCCCAUUGUGCAGUAGGAAUGGCAAGAGAGUGAUUUGGUUUUUGGAAAUUGCAGUUGGAGACCUGGGUCGUGUCUUCAUGGUUUUGAUGACUUGUAUUGUGAUUGGCUGGCUACAUAACCUUAAACACCAAACUGACAAGCUCGGUUCAUUGACAGUUUACAUUUUCAACGUCACAUUUUGGAUUUUUAAUAUCUCAGCCACACUUGGUGAACUACUCGACGAGUCCUUACCACUAUAUUUUUGGUGGAUUGUACGCCUUGUUGGGAUCCUUGUAGCCACUGUUAUGUCACUCAUUUCUUAUUAUUUCGCCGAUAAAUCACGUCGCAACGCAAAAAAUAUUAGUAGUAGUAAUACUAAUACUAAUAUUAGCGGUGUUGGCGUCACGAAGAAUAAAUUAUCGGUACUAACAAUGCUGUACAUAUUGUUUAUUGGGAAUAUCGAAGGGUACAGAUGCGAAAUUAAUCGAAUAAGUCCAAUGCAUAGGACACGUAACAUCUGUUGGUCAGUGGUUUGGUCUGUUUCUAUAAAGUGGAUUUCAUGCUGUUUGCUUUCAAACUCUCUGGCUGACAUCGUUGAGGAAAUCAUCUCGUCUGACCGUGUUCAGCACAACAUUCACACCAUCCCCUACAACUACAAGGUCAUUACCAUUCUUCUCUGGCUCUUUCUGAUACUCAUCAUCGUACUCUAUCCCAUCGUCAAAAAGAAGUUGUUUCGAAGUCAUUUCGUCGCUGGAAUCGACUUGUACGACUUGCCAAGCUAUCCGUCAAACAAAUACCACUACAAAUUCAACCCAAAGAAACUCUUCAAAGAACUAUUCUGA
Molecule: messenger RNA, 3042 nt
Organism: Theileria annulata
Lineage: Eukaryota; Apicomplexa; Aconoidasida; Piroplasmida; Theileriidae
Exons: 3
Coding region: 1-3042 (1013 amino acids)
Biological process (GO): sodium ion transmembrane transport
Cellular component (GO): membrane
Source: RefSeq, a predicted model, not a curated record